AAACAUCAACAAAACAACAUAUUAUAAAAAAUACCUGAGUGCUUAGUUUACCUGAUCUCUAUAUUAUUGUUUUGGUUUUGUUUUUAUUUAAUUUACUUUCAUUAAUUAAGUGUAUUAUAUUUUAUUUAUUGUUCAAAUAUUUAAAAUAAAUAUUAGUUACCGUGUUGUAUUUUGCUAUUUGUUUUAUUCUGCAUUGUAAUUUAAUUUUAAAAAAAAAUGACUAAAGAGAAUAACAUGAAAAUUACAGAAUUAGAUUCGGAAUAUAAACAAAAACAAUUGGAAGAAUUACGAAAACGUGUUUUAGAGGACACAAGUUUGACUGCUCGCACUGAUGAUAUAUUUUUAACAAGAUUCUUAAGAGCAAAAGCAUAUCAUAUUAAUUCAGCAUAUUACAUGUUAAAAGGCUAUGUAAAUUAUAAUGAAAAAUAUACAAAUUCAUGGCUAACUAUUCAAAGGCCAUUAAUGAAACAAGUACUGGGCUCAGAAGUGAUUGAUAUAAUACCUAACUGUGAUUCAGAAGGUCGAAGAGUAUUUUGGUUUCGAUUUGGUAAAUGGAAUCCAAGAGAUUUUCCACCGGAAGCUGGUUUACACGUAGCCGCUUUGAUUGCACAAUUGGCGCUAUUGGAGUCAAUACCUUUAGAAAGUAUUAUAUCUGUUUAUGAUUUAAAAGAUACGUCAUUUGCACACGCUAAAAAUGUGACACCCAGUUUUGCAAAACGUAUGGUUGCAUUUUUAACGAAUUGUGCUCCUGUACACAUUUUACAAAUUCACAUUGUUCGAGAAUCUACAGUAUUUGGAAUGUUAUUUUCAAUUUUCAAAGCAUUUUUAGAUGAAAGAAUUAAAAAAAGGAUUUCUAUUCAUGGAAAUAAUUUUGAAUCACUACACAAAGCAAUAGAUAAGAAAAUUUUACCACCGGAAUUAGGAGGUGAGGCAGAACCACUAGAUCCAUUACGAUGGAACGAUGAAUUGCAAAAAGAAUCCGUUAUAAAGGAAAUUGGAAAAGAAGGAUAUGUGAUUGUCGAUUAACAUCGAUAUACUGGAAAAUUCCUUUAGAAAAUUUUGUAAUUUAUAGCAUCAUUUUAAUUUUUUU
Chrysoperla carnea is the source of this 1090-nucleotide messenger RNA. Its product is annotated as alpha-tocopherol transfer protein-like. Bases 217 to 1026 code for a protein of 269 amino acids. The record is from RefSeq and is a predicted model, not a curated record. Lineage: Eukaryota; Metazoa; Arthropoda; Insecta; Neuroptera; Chrysopidae. Gene Ontology annotation, molecular function: phosphatidylinositol bisphosphate binding. Gene Ontology annotation, cellular component: membrane. The transcript is spliced from 6 exons.